GUCUCCAACAGCCAAAACAUUAUUUCAGCCAAAACAUUUUUCUCUCAUGUAUAAAGUGUCAUAUCUCUCUCUCUGACAAUCUUCAAAUCUCACCAAAUAAACCCCUAAAAUGGUAUCCAAAAGUAGGGUUUCUCCGAAAACUCCAUUUUGAUAUUUGAUUGUUUUAUGUUGGUGUUGUAGUGGAGUCACAAUCAGGACGAUGGUUUUUCUAUUGAGAAUGAUACAUAAGAGCUAUUCGUUUGCUCGAGCAAUGGGUUGUUGUAGCUGUUUUGGCUUCCUUAGGAAGCCCAAGCGAAGACCCGUGCCCAUUUCUAGCGGCGGGAGAAAUUAUCAUCACCACAAUAAUAAUAAUCAUCUCUCCCAGGAAUUAUUAUUAGAUAGUGAAAUUGAUGAUGAUGGUGGGGAGGAUGAUGGUUCUUUUAAUGGUGACAUUACGGGCACUAGUUAUUGUGAUUAUGCCGAGUUGCCGAAUCGUGCCAAACGCUCUGAAGAGAAUUUAAGACUUAGGGAACUGAAUGGAUUGGUUUGCAGGAAAUCUCCUGUCAAGGAAACCCAUCUACUCGUUCGCUCUGAGGAUGAAGAUGGUAAUAAGAUGAUCAAUGAAUAUGUUCGCCAGUAUAAGAUUGGUGCUGGUAGCUAUGGCAAAGUGGUUUUAUAUCAAAGCAGUAUAGAUGGAAACCUUUGUGCAAUUAAGGCCUUUCAUAAGUCUCAUUUGUUGAAGCUGCGGGUUGCUCCUUCAGAGACUGCAAUGACUGAUGUUCUUCGUGAGGUUCAAAUCAUGAAAAUGUUGGACCAUCCUAAUAUUGUCAAUCUCAUUGAGGUGAUUGAUGACCCAAAUACAGAUCACUUCUACAUGGUUCUGGAAUAUGUGGAUGGAAAAUGGGUGUGGGAAGGAUCCGGUCCUCCUGGUGGAAUUGGUGAAGAUACUGCUAGAAAGUAUUUGCGGGAUAUUGUAUCUGGGCUGAUGUAUCUUCAUGCUCAUAAUAUAGUGCAUGGGGAUAUCAAACCUGACAAUUUGUUGGUUACUCGCUCUGGUACAGUGAAGAUAGGAGAUUUCAGCGUCAGCCAGGUAGUUGAGGAUGAUAACGAUGAACUUCGUAGAUCUCCUGGGACUCCUGUUUUCACAGCGCCUGAGUGCUGUCUCGGUCUAACUUACCAUGGCAAAGCUGCAGACACGUGGGCAGUGGGAGUGACUUUGUACUGUAUGAUACUCGGGCAAUACCCAUUUCUCGGAGAAACACUCCAGGAUACAUAUGACAAGAUUGUCAACAACCCCUUGGUGCUCCCUGAUGAAUUGAACUCGCAGCUGAAGGAAUUACUCGAGGGACUUCUUUGCAAAGACCCAGCUCAGAGGAUGACACUGGACGCUGUCGCAAAUCAUACCUGGGUUAUUGGGGAUGAUGGGCCGAUUCCUCAGUUUUUGUGUUGGUGCAAGCGCAGUAGCAGGGAACCAUCUGAUGGGAACGACAAUGGUAUUCGCAACCACACCGAAUCAAAUGGUAGCGAGUUUGGCAAAAUUGUAUAAUGUAUAGUAGGAAUUCCAGUUUCUCCUUUGAUUUUGGUUUAUCUUUUGAACUCCCCGUAUGUGAUUGGCCGGAGUGCCAUAAUAUCUUGUGAGAAAAGGAUGUGAGCUGUGGUUGGGAUUUUGAAGGGAAAAAAAACAGAAAAAUAAGAGAAACAAGAAAGAUGUAGGCUUUUGGGACAAGCUGUCAGGAUUAUGUAGUAAUAUAUCCUAACCUCCGACCCAAUAGCGGGAAUAUGAUUCUUGAGUUUAGUGUUUUCAACUGAAAGACAUUCGAUUUUUCCUUCAUGCAGUUUUUGUGAGUUUAGAUUA
Populus trichocarpa (black cottonwood) is the source of this 1834-nucleotide messenger RNA. RefSeq names its product serine/threonine-protein kinase GRIK2. Gene Ontology annotation, molecular function: ATP binding; protein serine/threonine kinase activity. Gene Ontology annotation, cellular component: cytoplasm. Gene Ontology annotation, biological process: protein phosphorylation; intracellular signal transduction. The record is from RefSeq and is a predicted model, not a curated record. The transcript has 12 exons. Lineage: Eukaryota; Viridiplantae; Streptophyta; Magnoliopsida; Malpighiales; Salicaceae. The coding region runs from base 200 to 1525 and encodes 441 amino acids.